AUAAAGAAUCAUUGUGAGUAGAAAGAACUCCAUGAGAGAGGCCCUAAAUGUCAUCAGUAAACGUGCCUCGUUUAUUCUACAUAGCACAGGAAACUCACAGAAAGGACACUUUUGAAGACGUGGAUAAUCAGACCUGCCAGCUCAGUAGAUAAGACAGUCAAGAGGUCAAGCAACCUUAGGUGGACAUGCUGCACCAGUCAAAAAGGCUCUAGGGAAUGAAGAUCUAGACUAUUUUUGGAGUGGCUGCUGAAUGCUUUCGUCUCCUUGAAAUGCCGUCUUUUUUCUUGGUGCCCCAACUCUUGAGGACUCUCAGAUAACUUAUCGGUUGAAUUUCUUAAAUAAUACGUGCAAGUAGGAACGACAGGGUCAUGCAACUCACAGCAAUGUCUUUAUCCAGGAUGGUUGUGAAUGCAGAAUAACAUCAGGAUUCACUUCUCAGAGAUGGCCAAGACAGAGCAGACCCAGCAAGCUCGGGGUCCUCAUGUCUGAGAACCGUCACGGAGAGCAUGUCAUCACCAGGAGAUGAUGUUACUGUCCCUCCCCACUGUGGGAGCCAUCGCGGCCAGGUCCCCUGCAUGUCAGCAUGGCAGCCACAAACCUGGAGAACCAGUUACACAGCGCACAGAAGAACCUCUUGUUCCUUCAGCGGGAGCACGCCAGCACGCUCAAGGGGCUGCACGCGGAGAUCAGGCGGCUGCAGCAACACUGCACAGAUUUAACGUAUGAGCUGACAGUCAAGAGUUCGGAUCAGACAGGGGACGGAGCUUCCAGAAGCAGUGAACUCAAGAAAAGAUGUGAAGACCUGGAGGCGCAGCUGAAACUGAAGGAGGAAGAGAACGCGGAGCUGCUGAAGGAGCUGGAGCAGAAGAACGCGAUGAUCACCGUGCUGGAGAACACCGUCAAGGAGCGCGAGCGCAAGUACCUGGAGGAGCUGAAGGUCAAGAGCCACAAGCUGGGAGUGCUGACCGGCGAGCUGGAGCAACGCGCCGGCGCCGUCGCCUACCUGACCUCGCAGCUGCACGCCGCCAAGAGGAAGCUCCUGAGCUCGGGCGGCGCCUCGGACGGCGGCCCCGCGCUGGCCAGCUACAAGCCGGCGCCGCCCAAGGACAGGCUGCCCGAGACGCCCCGGCGCCGCAUGAAGAAGAGCCUCUCGGCCCCGCUGCACCCGGAGUUCGAGGAGGCCUACAGAUUCGGGGCCGAGAGCCGGAAACUGCUGCUGCGCGAGCCGGUGGACGCCAUGCCAGACCCCACCCCGUUUCUGCUGGCCAGGGAGUCGGCCGAGGUCCACCUGAUCAAGGAGCGGCCCCUCGUCAUCCCCCCCAUCGCCUCGGACCGCAGCGCCGGCGAGCAGCCCAGCCCCGCGCGCGAGAAGCCUCACAAGGCGCACGUGGGCGUGGCGCACCGCAUCCACCACGUGGCCCCAGCGCAGGCCCCGCCCGAGGUGGAGACGCUGGCGGUGGACCAGGUGAACGGAGGCAAGGUGGUCAGGAAGCACUCAGGGACGGACAGAACUGUGUGAGCGCCCCCCCCCACCCCCCGCGACCCUCCACCCCGCUGUCGAGGCACUGUGAUCCCCACUAGGAAAACACUUCAUCCGCACCUCCUCUUUUGCUUUUUUUUUUAAAUCCCCAUGCAUGCCAAAUUUAUUUCACACUGUCAACAGAUUAUUCUCCUCCUGCUCCUCCUCUGGCCCUCUGACUUGACACCGAGACACGAUCUUGCCCCUGCCGCAGAAUCCGUAUUUACUAAUCGCUGAGGCCAAACACCUGUGUGCCCACUCGCUUGCUUCCAGCCCCGCUCCGCGGAACCUCCGCGCACGCGCGCGCGCACAGCCGGGCCGCAGGCCGCGUUCCUGCUCGACGUUAACGAAAUUAUCCGAUAGUCACACGCCUAAUUCUGAAGUCCGAGCAACGCAUUUCGGCCUUGACCUCACGCCUUUGGUUUCCGGGGCGGCCUUUCCGGAAAAGCUCUGCGCCCUCCUGGAGACCCCCCUGACACACCCUCCCCGGGGGCGGCACAGAUAAGCCGAGCAGUUGUAUGUUAUGUCACAGGAACUAAAUAAGAUGACAUUACUCCUCAUAUCACCACCACCUGAAUGUGUGUUCAUAUUUUUUGUUGUUAGUUUUAUCCAAAAUGUUCAAGAUCCCAACAAACUUUAUUUUCUAAACCUGC
Messenger RNA from Odocoileus virginianus texanus, 2172 nucleotides. NCBI's taxonomy places the organism in Eukaryota, Metazoa, Chordata, Mammalia, Artiodactyla, Cervidae. The record is from RefSeq and is a predicted model, not a curated record.